AUGGAGGAACUUUGUUACAGCUUCGAGCAGGAAGACUCCACUCCUGAAUUUCUCUUCUGGGACCAGCCAGAUCCCAACGCUCAGCUCCAGCUGGACAACCUCCUCCUGGACUGCUCCUCCCAGGUAGACCUGUUCUCCCCUUGGCCCUCCCCUGCUUGCCCACGGGGGGAGGCGACCGGCGGAGCGGUGGGGCAGGCGGGGGGUGCUGAACUGGACAGCUCCCCACUGCCAUUGCGGGGACCCGCCACUCCACCACUGUCAUCGCCCCCUGGCCCCCGCACCCAGCGACAUGCCGCCAACAUCCGCGAGAGGAAGAGGAUGCUCAACAUCAACUCAGCUUUUGAUGAGCUCAGGUGCCACGUACCCACCUUCCCGUAUGAGAAGCACCUCUCCAAAAUUGACACGCUGCGGCUGGCCAUUGCCUACAUUGAGCUCCUUGGUGAGAUCCUCCUCUCCGGAUGCGAUCCCAAAUCCUGUGUGGAGCAGUGUCUGAAGAAUGGUUUGCAAAGCCAACAGCAGGCAGCCUGGAAUACAAGCG
Messenger RNA from Pterocles gutturalis (yellow-throated sandgrouse), 538 nucleotides. Its product is annotated as fer3-like protein. The transcript has a single exon. Gene Ontology annotation, molecular function: protein dimerization activity; RNA polymerase II transcription regulatory region sequence-specific DNA binding; DNA-binding transcription factor activity, RNA polymerase II-specific. The record is from RefSeq and is a predicted model, not a curated record. Gene Ontology annotation, biological process: developmental process; regulation of transcription by RNA polymerase II. NCBI's taxonomy places the organism in Eukaryota, Metazoa, Chordata, Aves, Pterocliformes, Pteroclidae. The annotation marks the transcript as partial.